GUCAAUUUGAAUGGUAUUGUUUGCUUUCAAAUUUAAAUUUGUUUUUACAUAAAGACGUUAAAAACAAGAUGGUACGAUAUCAAGCUUUGAAAGGUUUAUACGAAGUAGACAGAACGAUAGGAUGCGGAGGUUUCGCAAAGGUCAAAGUGGGCGCCCAUAUAUCGACUGGAGAAAAAGUUGCCAUAAAAAUUAUGGACAAAGCUGCCUUGGAUUCUGAUCUACCAAGAGUGAAAUUAGAGCUGAAAGCACUGCAGACGCUGUCACACGAGAAUAUCUGCAAGCUUUUUCAAGUUAUAGAGACAGAAACCCACUUUUUUCUCAUAAUGGAAUACUGUUCAGGUGGAGAACUGUUUGACCACAUCAUAGAGAAGAACCGCUUGUCUGAAUCUGAAAGCAGGAUGUUUUUCAGACAAAUAGUCUCUGCAGUAGCUUAUCUACACAGCUCGGGAUUUGCCCAUCGAGAUCUGAAGCCAGAAAAUGUACUUCUAGACAAAUACCAAAACUUAAAGUUGAUUGACUUUGGUCUAUGUGCUAACCCAGAUGGUGGAAUGACGUCGCCAUUACUCACUUCUUGUGGAUCCCCAACAUAUGCUGCGCCAGAACUAGUGAUGGGAAGACAGUAUUUGGGAGCUGAGGUGGAUAUCUGGGCGAUGGGGGUUCUGUUAUAUGCACUUCUUUCUGGAACCCUCCCUUUUGACGAUGUCAGUAUAGAUGCUCUGUACAAGAAAAUUCUUUCUGGGAAAUAUCAUGAGCCAGCAUUCAUGUCUAAAGAAAGCCUAUCACUUUUAAGAUCUAUGCUACAAGUUGAUCCCAAUAAAAGGAUAACAAUCAAGGAGCUUUUGUCACAUCCUUGGCUUACACUAGGCAUCUUGGAUCCUGUGAACUUUAGGGGUGAUGAUCCGAAAGUAUAUGACAAACAAUGUGUUGAAAUCAUGGCAAAACAACAUCAGAUUGAUCCACACACGAUGUGGUGUAAACUGAAACAAUGGAAUUAUGAUUAUCAUACUGCAACUUAUUUGAUACUUUUAAUGAGGAAGAAAAGACAAUCUCCUUUGAAAUUAUCCAACAAUAUGGCAAGUAAAAUUAUCUGGGACUCUAUUUAUAGUAGUACCCCUGAAACUCCUGCAGAGAAGGGUGCUGUUUCUACACCAAUAUGUCAAGUAUCCACCCCUACAAAUGGAUUUGUAGAGCCACAUACCAGAAGAGCCCUAAAGAGAGUUCGAAGUCCCAUACCAGAGGAUAAAUCACCUAUACCUACAAAGAAACUGAUAAAAGAUGCUACCCGAAUGUGUACACCUAAUAAAGAGCGAUCAUCUGAUACUGUCACUACUCCUGGAUCUGCAAGAAAAGUGCUGGGUAGUAUUGAAAGGUCUUUCCAGAAAGUAGUAAAUGUAUUGACACCUAGAAAGACUGAUAACUGCAGUGUAGGCAAACCAACACAGUUGACCAGCAAAGAUCUUAGUAAUGUUUCCACCACUCAAUGCUGUAGUCCAGAGUAUGUUAUCAACCGACUUUCUAAAGCAUUAGAAAGAAAAGGCAUCUUCUGCAAGAGGAAAGGUUUCAAGUUACAAGGGAAGACACAGCCUAUAUCAGGCAGUGUAUAUGGUGAAUGUUCCUUCGAAUUAGAAAUCUGUUACCUUCCAAACUUGGGAACAAACAGUUUGCCUACUGGGACUAACACACCUACAAAAUCAAUAUUGAAAAAUGUACCUUUGAGUGUUUUCACAGCCAUGUGAAAAUGAGUUUACAAACAUAAACGAGGAAAGCCAUCAGAAUUUUGUAGGAAUCAGGAGAAAACGUUUGAAAGGAGAUGCUUGGUGUUAUAAGAAAGUUUGUGAGGAGGUUUUAGCUUUAACUUCAACUGAUUUUCAAAGUAUUGUAGAAUCUACUGUAUGAUAUUUUAACCAAUUUAUUAAUAAUUGUACAUGUGUGAAAUAUACACAGAUCUUUUACAUAAUAUUUGCAGUAAAUAUGUACAAAAAUCAAGUUUGAUGUAUAAUAAAUUUUAACUUUGAUAUAUUAGCUUAGUAGUUCACCAAAUCUCUGUCAUGCAAAUAAGCAGGUUGGUGCGAAUCUACUUCCGGUACAAGCG
Messenger RNA from Acanthoscelides obtectus, 2092 nucleotides. NCBI's taxonomy places the organism in Eukaryota, Metazoa, Arthropoda, Insecta, Coleoptera, Chrysomelidae. The record is from the annotation of a GenBank genome assembly.